GGGCAAUCACCAGCCUCCAACCUUCUGCCCGAGUCUGCCGCUGUCUCCUCAACGAGAUUGUAGCAAAGUGUCUCUCCCUUCUUCCCCAGAGCAUUCCUACCCCAUGAAAUUGUGCUGUAUCCUACGUUGCUCUUGAAUAUCUUGACAACAUGAAGCUCUGUCGGAGCCUAACAUUGUUGGGCUUUGGCGGAUUCUUGUCCCGGACCCAUGCUGAACCGACGAGCUCGAAGCCUCACCAGGUUGCCAUCAUCGGCGCCGGCGCUGCGGGUUCUUCGGCCGCAUACCACAUCCGCAAGUUUGCCACAGAGGCAAACAUCCCAAUCAAUGUCACCAUCUUUGAGAAGACAGACCGCGUAGGCGGGCGCACCCUGACCGUGGACGCGUACGGUGAUCCUAGCAUCCCUGUGGAACUUGGGGCAUCCAUCUUCAUCCAACUCAAUCACAUCCUCUGGGACGCGGCUCACGAGUUCAAUCUCUCGCUUCGGAUCCCGGGCCCAGACGAGGACGAGCUGCUGGGUAUUUGGGACGGCGAAGGGUUCGUGUUCCAGCAGGACAGCUCACAGUACGACUGGUGGAAUCUGGUCAAACUAAUGUGGCGAUACGGAAUCGCCCCUUACCGAGCGCAGAAGCUCAUGCAGGGCACCGUGGCCCAAUUUCUCAAGCUCUAUGAAGCCCCGAGCUUCCCCUUUCGCUCUCUGACAACCGCCUCCUAUGAGCUCAAUCUGACCUACUUUACCGGAUUAACCGGAGAACAGUUCCUGGCUCAAAGCAACAUCGAUGCUCGUUUUGCCCACGACCUCAUCCAGGCCGCUACCCGCGUCAACUAUGCUUCCAAUCUUGACAAACUCCACGCGUUGGAGACAAUGGUGUCCAUCGCCCCUGACGGCGCAUCUCAGGUGGCUGGUGGCAACUGGCGGAUCUUUGCCGCCAUGGUUAAGAACUCGGGGGCUUCCAUCCAGUUCAACACCUCCGUCGACUACAUCGGGCUGCAAUCAGAAAAAGAGAAGCAUGACGCCCGCUCCAGGUACAUCAUCCGAACCCAAUCGUCAGACGCUGCAGAGCCACUCGUCUUCGACAGGGUCAUUCUCGCCAACCCUUACCAGUUCAGCAACAUUGAGGCUGGCGAAAACGUCCUGAAGCAAACCAUCGACAAGAUUCCAUACGUCAAGCUGCACGUCACCUUGUUCACGUCCCCAUUCCGCCUGAGCGCCGAGUUCUUCGGCCUCGCGCCUGGCACCACGCCUCCGACGACCGUGUUAACGACGCUGGCCGAGGGAGAGGACAGCUCAUCUGGCGUCUCGGGGGCAGGGAAGGCUGGCUUCUUUUCGAUCAGUACGCUCAGGACACUGAAAAAUCCCAAGACCGACAGCGUGGAAUACCUGUACAAGAUAUUCUCACCAGAGAAGGUCUCGGCCGAGUUCCUCACCACACUACUUGGCGUGCCUGUCCCAGAAAUAUUCACUGGCCCAGUCAAAGGCGAUGCGCAAACGGACGCAGUCGAGCCUGUCUCGUGGAUCUACCCCCACGUCUUCCAUUCGUACCCCAAGGGACUGCCGCGUGUGACCUUCCAAGACCCGGUUCUGGGCGACGGUCUCUACUACACCUCUGGGAUUGAGAGCUUCAUCUCGACGAUGGAAACGAGUGCACUGAUGGGCAAGAACGUGGCCAGAUUGCUGGUGGACGAUGCUGUCCCGUCCUUCAAGGCGGCAGAGGAUGCUGGCGGCUCGCAGGCAAUGCCUGGUCCGUUGGAUGGAGAUGGGCGGCAGGCCGUUCUAGGCGGGUAGGACUGAGACAACAAAGGAGACAACAAAGGAGACAGAAAAGAGCAAGGUCCCCGGUCUUUUACAACCAAGUCCAAGUACAGCAGCGAGGAGACAUUGGAGAGAGGGAGCGAGAGACGCGGAAUGAUUGGAUAGUCCGACGCCCGAAUGAAACCCCAAAGUUCGACAGCACUUUUCGGGAUCUCCUGGUCUGUUUCCUCCUCUCCCUUGAAGAUAAAAAAGAGAGCUGUACAUACGUGUGUGACCCGCAUUCUGGCGUGAAGAAAUGGCUCCUGGUGAUCAUAGCAAAAAGCACGACCUUUGUGUUGGCGCUAUUGACGUGGCAA
Molecule: messenger RNA, 2107 nt
Organism: Gaeumannomyces tritici R3-111a-1
Lineage: Eukaryota; Fungi; Ascomycota; Sordariomycetes; Magnaporthales; Magnaporthaceae
Exons: 3
Coding region: 150-1784 (544 amino acids)
Biological process (GO): prenylcysteine catabolic process; prenylated protein catabolic process
Molecular function (GO): prenylcysteine oxidase activity
Source: RefSeq, a predicted model, not a curated record